UACGGCAGUAGCAUCAGUCAGUCAGCAACGUCUGACUGCCUAGCUUAACUUCACAAAUAGCAAGUUUUAUACCACUUAACCCCCCUCGCAGAAGAGUUGCGGGACUAAAUUAUGCGUUUUAAGACCGAACCGAGGCAAAGAUGCAAUGGAGGUCAAUAGUAGUUGGCCUGGUCGUGCUAAGACUUUCCCUCAGCUGUGUCUUGUGGCUAGCCUUUGGACUGGGACCUAACGUUAGCUGGGGGUUCAACUUCCAUCUUAAUUUCAAUUUGCACAAAUUAGACUUAGCGUUGUUCAAGGAGGACAAAGGGAGCGAGACGAAGGCUAACUCCUGGUCUCAGAGAAGCCAGGGCCGUAAGUAUGAGGAGUCCCGGAGCACCUGUUCAAAGAUUAGAGAGGAGUCCCCCCACAGGUCCUACCUCAGCCUCUUUGAUGGCAACAAGGACGAGUACGUCAGGAGGUACAGCUCCUUCCCUGACGCGCUUAAGGCGAAAAUGAAGGACAUGGCCAGGGAAAUGUUCUAUUUUGGAUAUGACAAUUACAUGAAAUAUGCCUUCCCGGACGACGAGCUGAAUCCCAUUGACUGCGAAGGGAGGGGACCUGACAUCCUUAACCCGUCAAACAUCAACAUUAAUGAUGUCUUGGGGAACUACUCCCUGACACUAAUUGACACCUUAGACACCUUGCUGGUGCUCGGCAACGUCACAGAGUUUCACAGAGCUGUCAGGCUGGUUAUAGACACAGUGUCUUUUGACAAGGACUCAACUGUGCAAGUCUUUGAGGCUAACAUCAGGAUUCUGGGAAGCCUGAUCUCAGCUCACAUUCUGCUGACUGACCCAAAGCAUCCCUUUGGAAAGGUGGGCCUUGAAGGUUAUGAUAAUGAGCUGCUUCACUUGGCCCAUGACUUGGCUGUCCGCUUGCUUCCUGCCUUUGAGAACACCAGUACAGGGAUUCCCUACCCCAGGGUGAACCUGAAGACUGGAGUCCCUCCUGACAGCAUCAACGAGACCUGCACAGCGGGAGCGGGAUCCCUGCUGGUGGAGUUUGGGAUUUUGAGCCGUUUGAUUGGAGAUUCCACGUUUGAGUGGGUGGCCAGACGGGCUGUCAGAGCUCUGUGGAACCUGAGGAGCAACGAAACCGGUCUGUUAGGAAAUGUUGUUAACAUCCAGACAGGCCAGUGGGUUGGCAAGCAGAGUGGUCUUGGAGCUGGUAUGGACUCCUUCUAUGAGUACUUACUCAAGUCCUACAUCCUUUUUGGAGAGAAAGAGGACUUCAGGAUGUUCCAAGCAGCUUAUGAAAGCAUACAGAACCACCUGAGGAGAGGGAGAGAGUCAUGUAACGAGGGGGAGGGCGACCCACCUCUCUACGUUAACGUGAACAUGUUCAAUGGCCAGAUAAUGAACACAUGGAUUGACUCCCUCCAAGCCUUCUUUCCUGGACUUCAGGUGCUGAGUGGUGAUGUGGAGAAUGCCAUAUGCCUGCAUGCCUUCUACUAUGCUAUCUGGAGGCGUUUUGGAGCUUUGCCGGAGAGAUUUAACUGGCAGCUGCAGGCUCCCGAUGUGCUCUUCUACCCCUUAAGGCCAGAGUUGGUCGAGUCGACUUAUCUGCUGUACCAGGCCACCAAAAAUCCCUUCUAUCUGCAUGUUGGAAUGGAUAUCCUUCAGAGCCUUGAGAAAAAUGCCAAAGUCAGAUGUGGGUAUGCCACUCUCCACCACGUCGUGGACAAGUCCAAAGAGGAUCGCAUGGAGAGCUUCUUCCUCAGUGAGACCUGCAAAUACCUUUACCUGCUGUUUGAUGAAGACAACCCACUGCACAAAUCUGAGAACAAGUACAUUUUCACUACAGAGGGUCAUGUUGUGCCGAUUGACAGGCGCUUCAGGGAGAAACAGUGGAAUGACAUGUUUCCUUGUGAGGAGGGAGCGCUGGCAGAAAAGCAGACAAACAAGUGGCCUCCUAGCAACACCAGCAAUUGUGACAGAAUCCCAGUUGAGCGACGAUAUGCUCUGCCACUGAAGAGUGUCUACAUGAGACAGAUUGACCACAUGGUGGGACUGUUCUGAGUGAGACGGCGCAGUUGACGACACUGGUGUGACCUGGUCCUCGCUACACUCCCUCAGGUGCAGAUGCAGUGAGGUCAGAAGGGAUCCGCUGUUGGUCCAGAUCCUCUACCCAUCUGUUUUGCUGCUCAGGACCCUGAUAAAAAAAAUUCUGACACUCAAGACAACCUGAGAUACCAGUUUGAUUACUUGGUCUAUUGAAUUAAAGUGUGUUAUCUUGCUGUAUGAUAGGGAAACAUUUACCCAGCAAAGGUGAAAAAUAACUUCUCUGCUGGAAGUGUAUGUGGAGCCAUACUUAACAGCAUUUUAGCUGAUGACUAAUUAAGGUUUUGGAUGGGAUUUUAGAAAAACUGGUAUGUGUUUUUGCUCAAGAACAAGUGAGGCAAAAAAUACAUGUUCAAGCAUGUGAGGAUAGAUUGUAUGUAUGUAUGUGUGUGUGUGUGUGUGUGUGUAUGUACUGAAGAUACAGCUGAGCUGUGAGCGGUAAUAUUGUGUUUAUGGGAACAGUGCCAGAGACUAGACUAUAAAAAUGCUCAGUUCUAAACAAAAUCACCGCAAACAUGAUAAUUAGUGCCUCACUGCAAUUUAUUCUUUUGACUGGGUUAGUGCUUUUACAUAAGGGCUGCACAUUAACAGAUAAUAAGAGGUAAUGGUUUAUGUACAUACUGUAAAACCCUUGUUCUUGUGAAGUGAUAACAUGUUUUAGAUUGUGCCUCUAGGAACUCUGUUGCACUUUUGAAGGUCUGAGGCUGGUUUCCCAAAAUGGUCUUGAGCUCAAGUAGCUGCUUAAGAACUUGUCUCAUGUCUCAUGUUUCAUUCUACAUAUUUAAUGUCCUCUCCUAAAACAGGAUUGGCCAAACAAUAGGACUAUUUUAAAAGUCUACAACAGAUUUGUCAAGCAAAACAAAGACCUACAUUCAAAAAAAGAAUUUUGGUAAACCAACCCUAGAUAUUUUUCUAUCCAGGGAGUAACAGAUUAUAUCUUAAAUCUGCAAAUGCUUCCUGCUUGGUGGCUGUCAAACUCCGUUCACAACUACAUUUCUGAUGUGACAGUGGAAAACAGAUGCAUGCAUCUCAGGCCUCCAUCUUCCUCAUGUCUUACAAAGGGCGAGCAGAUGUGCCACGACUGUGUGAGAGAGAGCUUCAGGAUGACACAUGCUGUUUUAAAGUGCCUUAAGCUUUUUUUUUUUUGGUACUUCUGGAUGUUAUAUAGGGCAUAUUAGGUGUGGAUAACAUUUUUGAUUUUUGAGUGCAUUUUGAGGCCAUUGUUUUUAAUGCACAAUGGACAUCAUUCCAUGUGGUAUGUACAGUAUUUACACUGAUUAUGACAUAAUGGUCCUUUUUUUAGACAUGACAAAACAAAGCCAUAAAAAUGUAUUUUUAUAAGGUUGAUAAGUGACAGUUUUGUGUCUUCUUUAACAAUCAUUUUUCUGGUAUACAUAAUCCGAGUUAUUGUUAGGCGAGUACACAGCCUGUGCUACAUAGCUUGAUGAUCACAUUUAUUUAGUCACACUGAUCGAUGCCGCACGUUUUUGUAUUUGUAAAUUAGUAUUGUAGAGGUACCUGUGCAUGGGUGAGUCAGUCCAAAUGGAGGUCUUCAUUCGCUAUUUCUCCUUCACAUAAUUGCACAGCAUAAUACCUAAUAACUAUUAUGUGGUAAGAACUCAGGGUUUAAAGGAAAAAAAAAACUUUUCGAUGAAUGCUUUCAUAAACAACAGUCUUGAAAAGGUGUUGCCUUCGAUGUCUUGGGAUAGCCUUAGGUAUUUAUGUUAUAGAUCAUAGAACUGAACUGUCUGGAGUUAAAGGUGAACACUGAAUUUCAGUAUUUACGUAUGCAAUUUGUACUGUGAACACUCGUUUUACUGUUCCAAACAGACAGAAAGGAGAAGGAAGGGCUUCCAUAUCCCUCUAACUGUGAUUUUUUUUUUUUUUGUUCAUGCACAGCUCCAUUGAGAAUUAAUAUGAGAACUUGGAACAGGUUUUCAGGGAUAUGGCUAUGUUUUCUGACUCAGAUGUGUUUGUUCUAUUGAACUUCAUUCAUCUUUGACCAAACAUCCUAUGUUCACAAAGCCAAGGUGCUGCUCAGCGUGGCUCCAAGCCGUACAUCUUGACACAACAUCAAGUCUCAGUGCUCUUGUCUUGCUUUGGGAGACGGUUCUUAUUCAAGUGUUGUGUGAACUGUCCCAGGACAUAGGCAGAACAUGUGUGAGUUCCCGAAAUUGGCUAGCUGGCAUUCCCUUUAACCAUUUCCUAUCAAGUUGUUUUGGAUUUGAACAAAAUGAAAGGUGUAGGCCACACAAUUCUAAGCAUGGCUGUUUCAUAAUGUUAGCAAAACACACGGCCCACAACCCCCCCCUCAAAAAAAAAAAAAAAAAAAAAAAAAACAUGAACUAAAUAAAUAAAUACCAAAUAAUGAACAAGACAGUUGCUGUGUUGCGUUUUAUUUGUGAAAAAUUGAAAAAUACUCAGUUUUCUACAGAAGCAUGUAUAAGUUAAUCCAGGUUUACUUUACUGGCUUUGUCUCUGUACAGGAUAUUUGGCUCAAAGGCCUACAUUUGAGUCAACAUGUUUACAAGAUUUUAGAAAUUGAAGUAUGCUGCAUCUUCA
This is a messenger RNA of Myripristis murdjan (pinecone soldierfish), 4661 nucleotides long. RefSeq names its product ER degradation enhancer, mannosidase alpha-like 1 (gene edem1). The record is from RefSeq and is a predicted model, not a curated record. The transcript is spliced from 12 exons. Gene Ontology annotation, cellular component: membrane. The coding region runs from base 141 to 2057 and encodes 638 amino acids. Gene Ontology annotation, biological process: mannose trimming involved in glycoprotein ERAD pathway; endoplasmic reticulum mannose trimming; carbohydrate metabolic process. NCBI's taxonomy places the organism in Eukaryota, Metazoa, Chordata, Actinopteri, Holocentriformes, Holocentridae. Gene Ontology annotation, molecular function: calcium ion binding; mannosyl-oligosaccharide 1,2-alpha-mannosidase activity.